AUGGCGCCCCCGAGUGGGAUAAACGCUACAGUGAUUGAUGCCAAAGAGAUAGAAGUCCGAUGGGGGCCACCUUACAUCGAUAAAAACCAGGGCAGUCAUGGCGAAACGUGUGAUACGGAAAGACGCCAGAUUCUAGGGCAACUAUCACCAGGUACUCUUCAUGAUAUACGCAUGCGCGCAAAGGUCAGGCAAGAAGCUUCGUUUGGUUCCUGGUCAGAAAAUGUCACAGUCGGAACGUUGGAAGAAGCACCGACGGGGCUUGUAGAGCAUAUAACACAGGACAGCCAGAGGAUUGCAGGCCACCCCUAUGAAAGGAAAGUCCGUCUCACUUGGAGUUGGAGAGGACCGGAUAGGAGUUUCGUAUCGACGUCCUCUUGGGGCUAUGUAAUUGAGCUUCCUUCAUUGCCACGCAACUGGACUACAAACAGAACAUCUUUCACUAUUCCAGAUGUGGACCCAUUCUCAGAAUAUCUUGGAUUUAUAUCUGCAUUCAACAGUGCUGGUCAAGGAGGGAAGGCAUCCUUUCACCUACCCGAUAUGACUAGUCAGCCUCAAACUCCAAGAGCGAACUUUACGAUCACUCCGACAUCAAUCACCCUUUCGAUACCCACACCAGACCAACCUAAUGGUGUCAUCAUCAGAUACGACAUCCGCUGGAGAAACUACAAAACGGAAACAUGGUAAGUGGUAAGAAUCAAGGGAUAGAUUCAAUGAUAAUUAAUACAUGGUGCUGGUUAUUUUACCCGACUGCUGAGAAAGCCUAAAUGCUUGUA
Molecule: messenger RNA, 773 nt
Organism: Strongylocentrotus purpuratus (purple sea urchin)
Lineage: Eukaryota; Metazoa; Echinodermata; Echinoidea; Camarodonta; Strongylocentrotidae
Product: Down syndrome cell adhesion molecule-like protein 1 homolog
Exons: 6
Coding region: 1-684 (227 amino acids)
Molecular function (GO): protein binding
Source: RefSeq, a predicted model, not a curated record